AUGAAACGCAUAUUUCUUUUUUUAUCAACCUUUUUCGCCAUUGCUGCCUGCGCCAUUAUCGGCGUGACCAUUUUCUUCUGGAUGAAAGCAGAACAAAGUGGAAUAGAAGGAACCACUGAUGAUGGCGAGAUUUGGAUGGAUGAUCUUUUUGGAAUUUUUGAUAUCUUCGAACGAACGAAUGGAAAUAAAUGGACAAGGGUGGAAAUUUUCAUCAAGAAUUCAACAAGAAUUGCAUAUGUUUCAAAUAAGACGAUGACUAAAGAGGAUGCUAGAGAACAAUGCGAUUUGCUCUCAAAAAGAAUGAAGAAAAAACUGACCUUUCCGAGGAAUAUAUUCAAAAUUUUAACACCCAAUAUUACUUGGAAGGACAUUAUUUCGCAUCCUUAUCCUGAGGGCCCAACCCCUUACUUAGGAGAUUCAGGUGCUCGCUCAACAGCACAGGGGUCAGGUAUGAAGACUUCUGAUCAGGAUGAUGACCAACCGCCGACAUUUUUUCUCGACGCUUCUUUUGAUCAAAAUGGAGUGAAUGGCAGUGCUGCGAUUCUUAGCUUUCUUGAGGCUGAGAGGAAGAAGGUCUUUGACGACGAUCGUCAGUACGUUCUGAUGAAGGUCGGGCAACAUACCUUGGCUUAUUUAUUAGAUAGCUGCCUUUAUCUUCCCGAUCUUUCUUCCACCGUAAAACCUCAAACAGUGCUCGCGGAUCCAAUUGGCAAAACAUACAGUUAUAUUUGUGCAAACGACUCGAUUUUCGGCGACCCAGAAGUCGCGAAAAUACAAUGGGUGGAGAGACAAGAAGAUAUUCGGUGUGAAAUAUUGAAUGUUUCAAAGGGUUACGUUGAGGAUUAUAUCAUUAUGAACGACGUUGAGUUUGAAUGGGGAUUUAGACCUGAUCUAAAAGGAAACUUUCCAGAAAAUCUAAAAGAAAUUUGGUUUGAACAAUAUGGCAAAUACCCUAGAGUAGAGUUUUUGCCAGGCUGGACGAUCAAAAGCUACAGGGAAUCGUUGGAAACUGAAGAAGAGCCCAUUAAGCUUUGCAACUCAGAAAAACAUGGACUUGCUUGGAAAAUUCACACAGAAGCAGCCAUAAAUGAGGAGCUCGAAAUCGGAGUUCAUGGGGAACUGGUUUCGUUGAACGAAAAUGGUUUUAUGUAA
Messenger RNA from Oikopleura dioica, 1152 nucleotides. NCBI's taxonomy places the organism in Eukaryota, Metazoa, Chordata, Appendicularia, Copelata, Oikopleuridae. The record is from the annotation of a GenBank genome assembly.